Messenger RNA from Camelina sativa (false flax), 1617 nucleotides. RefSeq lists its product as uncharacterized. NCBI's taxonomy places the organism in Eukaryota, Viridiplantae, Streptophyta, Magnoliopsida, Brassicales, Brassicaceae. The record is from RefSeq and is a predicted model, not a curated record.
UAAAGAACUAGAUGCAGUCUUCUUCAUCAAUGGAGGUUUUUUGAUUCGACUCCAAGCUCUUGCGAUUCCUGAUGUUCUGCAGCUGUUUCUUGGAACCCUUAUAACAGAGACGGUGGAGGAUCGCUUGUGAGGAAAGGAAACACAAAAAAUGGCGUCUCUUUUCAACAAAUUCCAGCAGGCUGUUGGAGUUCUUGCCAAGAGUACCACAUUUGCUAAGAACCCAAGGCAGCUGCAAUUUGAAGCUGAUGUUAACAAACUGUUUAUGUAUACAAGUUAUAAUCGGUUGGGAAGAGAAGCGGAGGAGACGGAUGCAGAAGAGAUCAUUGAGAUGGCUGGUAAAGCCACUUUAUCUGAGCAGCAGAAGCAAGUUCAAGAAAACAUUCACUACCAAGUUGAAAACUUCUGCUCUUUAAUGGAUGGAAUCCUUCUUCCUGAUGUUAGCAAGAACGAGUCGGGCUCACAAUCUACAAACCCUCCUCCUCCUCCUCGUAGAAGUGGUCUUACUUUCGCCGUUGGUAGUAGUAAUGCUUCCUCAGAUGCAGAUAAGCCUCUUGUUCCCGAGACAAAGCCUUUGAAACUCAACGAGGUCUCACAGAGAUUAAUGGAUCAAAUGGGUUAUACCCUUGAGAUCAAACCGUCUGUAAUACCUCACCAAGACGCUGGUCAAGGUUGUUUCAUCAAAGGUGAAGCAGAUGUUGGAACUGUCUUAGCCUUUUACCCUGGAGUUAUUUACUCUCCUGCUUUCUACAGAUACAUUCCCGGGUACCCGAAGGUUGAUUCACAGAACUCGUAUCUCAUUACAAGGUACGAUGGAACUGUAAUAAACGCUCAGCCUUGGGGUCUUGGGGGAGAAUCUAGGGAAGUAUGGAACGGGUCUUACACACCUAAGGUCGUAACAAACACCAAAACCGCUGUAAACGGGUCAGACAGGUUGUGGAAAGCGUUGAGCAAGCCUCUAGAAGGUUCGGGUAGAGCAAAAGAUGUUCUUGAGAGGAGAAAUCCGUUGGCUUUUGCUCACUUAGCUAACCACCCGGCGAAAGAGAUGACUCCAAACGUUAUGAUAUGUCCUUAUGACUUCCCCUUGAUGGCUAAAGAUCUGCGGCCUUACAUUCCGAAUAUAUCUUUUGGGGAUUCUGGAGAAAUAAAGAUGAAGAGAUUUGGAAGCUUCUGGUUUAAGACAGGGAGUAAAAACGGGUUAGAAGCUCCGGUUCUAAAGACACUGGUUUUGGUGGCAACGAGGGCGUUAAGUAACGAGGAACUAUUGCUGAACUACAGGCUGAGCAACUCUAAGAGACGACCAGAUUGGUAUACUCCGGUUAACGAAGAGGAGGAUCGGAGACGAUGGAGCUAAACUUGUCCACUUCUCUUUCAAACUUGAAAGGCUCUCUGUUUCAAACCAUGGUCCUCUGUCUCUGUGUUCUUUGGACUAGUAAUGCGAUGUCGUUUCGCUGAGUAUUUCACUUUUUUGGUGUUGGUAUUUUUCUUUUAAGUCUUUUUACACUGUUUCGGUUGUUGCAUAUUAACCUCAAACCGUGUGAUCCCAAGGGUUCAUUCACGGACACCACCAAGCUUGAGUUUUGAUAGGUUAUAAUAAAUUGAAAGAUUUUUACCGUGAUA